UUCAUGAACCUUGCCAUGGGCCUGUGUUCGAGCUUGUGCAUCGUCGUUUGCCCUGUGGUGCAGGGAUGGUUGGACACAGGUCACAUGCUGGUGGCGCGGAUGGCUCAAACACAGUUGGAGGAAGCGCAUGUAGCGACCCUGGAAGACAUUCUUUCGAGCUGGUCGAGGGACUUUCCCGGCAUGUCGAGCUUCGUGAGCAGUGCGGUGUGGCCGGACCACAUCAAGUGCACGAACAGCAAAGCGCCAGCUUGCCUGGGCCUACCAGCCACAAGCCUCAAUGCGUUUGAUACCUGGCACUUUGUGGAUUUGGAUUACAACCCAGAUCGCGUGAGCAUCGAUGACGCCCAGCACCCCUAUCAAAAUCCAUCAGCUGUGUGGGCGCUUCGACAAGCCAUGAGUACCUUUUCUUCAUCUCAAUCCACCUUUGCGGUGAACUUCAUGCUUCGUAUGGCUAUCCACAUCCUGGCAGAUCUUCAUCAGCCAUUGCAUGCGGCACAAGGUGUCUUCAAUGAUACCCGAUUUGGAGAUGUCUUGGGAGACCGUGGCGGCAAUCUGAUCCGGAUCCAAUCACCAUGGAAGGAGCUCAGAAGUUUGCAUUUGUUCUGGGAUGCUGCUGGAGGGCUUUUCCUGGAUGAAUGGCCUUUGGUCCCGGAGGUCGAAUUGCGGCAGAAUGCCUCAGAGAUCAUGAGGGCAUUUCCUCGAAGUAGCCUGCAGGAACUGAAUGACACGGAAACAUCGUGCUUCUUGAGGAAUGAUUGUGGUCGGGUCUUCAAAAAGUGGGCUAUCCAGGUGCAUGAGGUCGCAGUCAAGUUUGCUUAUCAUGGCGUUCGGGCAAAUGAAACUGUUUCGGAGGAAUACAUAGCCAAAGUGCGAAGGAUCUCCAAAAGACAAUUGGCAUUGGCUGGCUAUCGCUUGGCCGAUUUACUGGCAGUUGUCGUCCCUUUCCUGCAGAUUUCCAGCGAUCGCAGCGGCCUUUCAGACAGACCGUGGAGUCUUUGGACCAGGACAGACAUCUACACGCAGGCUUUGGUUGCUCUUUGUAGCUUGCAGUUCCUUCUGCUGCUCCUACUGGGCUCGCUCUUGUGCAAGGGUCUUCGCGCCAAACACCGGGACCGAGAGAGCUUGCUUGAAGCUGAAGCGGACCGCUUUGUCCAAUUGCAAAGGUAGCCAACGUGCUCGAUGCCCAAAUAAUAAGCAUCGAUUGUUCCAAGAAAGGCUUCUUGGAAAAAGGACGGAUGGCGGCCCAAGUGUCACUGGGUUUUUCUCAGAAGUCGGAGCGGCAAAAAGUCUCCCAUUGGUCUUCAAACUUCGCGUCACUAUGUGUCACUAGAAUAUCCGAUUUGCAUGGGGAUAUCGGACACGGAAAAGCUGCUGCUAGGGAUUCACUGUUGUCGUGAUACACCUUACGACACUGGUCAGAACCUUGUUCUAUUUUCAAUAUUUUGUGUUUCUUGACUUUUACCUAUAUUUUGCUCGUUUUGAUGCCCUGUGCAACGCUUCCUCAGCCUUCUGUUUCUUAUGAAUUCUUUUGUAAGUUUGCGUGACCGGUCACACGCUCUCUUAACAUGCAGCUCUGGAGGAGCAUGUGCGCAUACACUGUUUUUGUCAUGCUACGGCACUACUCUGGCAAUCUGACGUGGGUUUGAUGCAAUGGUGUAUGGACUUUGAGUUUUCAUUGUUGUGUACAGCUGAAGGACUUGCACAAGCCUGUUGACAACCCCCUUGCUAUCAAAUUGCUGAUUGUCUUGUAAAGUGAUUUGCUUUUGCCACUAGCAGCAGGGUUUGCCCCAGGCCGGUCAUGGCGAUUGCUGGCAGGUAGCGGGAUUCUGCUUGCAUCCACCGCACCUGUUGCUUCUGUUCCUUUUGUCGCAUAGGAUGCCUUGGCUUUGAGAAUGCUGUCAGAGCAAACCCACAGCUUGAGACACAAGACUACAAGACUCCAAAGCCAUCCUUUCAAUCACGUGGAACAAGCCUUAGCAAGUGUUACACCUUCGGUAGGAGCUUUUAGAGUUUCCCAAGAUGAACCUGGAAGGUUCAGCACCUUUGGUGAGUGAUGACCGAUUGUAGUUCUGAAAAGGUGACUGAGUGCCUAAACAAAUCACUUUGCAGACGCUUUGCAAAAUGAAUUUCCAGAAUGAUGUUUUGAGGGUAGGAUGUGUCAGACAUGGAGUGCCAUUGAGCUGUCGGGCAUCUCUGGAAAGCUUGAGUGCAUGCCCGUUGCAAAAAUAACGAUUGUCAGAUCUGCUGACCUUUUUGUGGCACAAGGCCUGCCAUGAGGACAUGGCUGAGCCAGGAACCCAAUCUCUGUCACGC
Molecule: messenger RNA, 2313 nt
Organism: Durusdinium trenchii
Lineage: Eukaryota; Dinophyceae; Suessiales; Symbiodiniaceae
Source: the annotation of a GenBank genome assembly